UUUUAUUGAGAAAUGCAGCAGCAAGAGAUGGAAAGAUCAUCAAAUUCCGAUCAGGUUGUUCUCAUCCUGGACCAACAAAAUCCUAGAGCUCCAUCAAUGGCUGCCGAGCUCAAGGACCAGACAUCCGCAGAUGAUCAAAAGGUCACUCAAAACCCUGCAAGAACCAAAACCCUACGCCGUCUUAGCUUCUCCAAACCAAAAUCUCGAUUGGCAGAGUUCAACCAUCCACCUGCAUACAAGAUAAUCCCGGAAUCCGGCGACAUGAGAGAGCCCGUUCUGUUUGAAGAAAACCCUUCAUCCACUGACGACGACGAUAACGAAUCAUGGGAUGAAGAAGAAGAUGAUGAUGAUGAUGGAGAUAGAGAAACAAGAAAACCGAGAAGAUCUCCAAAGAAGAAGCGAAAAUUGCAGUGGAGGCUCUUGCUGGAAUGGGUACUAUUUAUUACCAUAAUGACAUGCUUAAUCUGUUCCCUCACCUUAACUUCCUUAAAAAACAAGAGCAUGUGGGGUUUGGUGGUCUGGAAUUGGUGCUUGAUGGUGAUGGUGACUUUCAGCGGCCGGCUGGUUUCUGGUUGGGUGAUCGGAUUCUUUGUCUUCUUAAUCGAGAGAAACUUCAUGCUUAGAGAGAAAGUGUUGUACUUCGUUUACGGGCUGAGAAAGAGCAUCCAAAACUGCGUUUGGUUGGGUCUUGUUUUGCUUGCAUGGACGCUAAUGUUCAACGCCAAAGUCCACAAGGAGAACAAAAUGCUGGAGAAAGUUUUCCAGGCGCUGGUUGCUGUACUCGUUGCAGCAACAAUUUGGCUUGUCAAGAUUAUCCUAGUGAAAAUGAUGGCCUCCUCAUUCCACGUCGCAACCUACUUCGAUCGGAUGAAAGAAAGCGUUUUCCACCAUUACAUUUUGGAGGCUCUGUCGGGUCAGCCAUUGAUGGACGAAUAUCAUGAUCAUCAAGAUAACCGUCUCCGCCACCUGUCCAAGUCCAUGCCAGGGAAGUGGAAGGAAGAGGGGAGUAUAUUCAAGUCGAAGAAGUUGGGGUCAAGGAAAAUGGAUUUGGAAAAGCUGAGGAAGCUGAGCAUGCAGAAGAAGAAGAUGUCGACGUGGAGCGUGAAGAGGCUAAUAAACUACGUGAGGUCGACCAAAUUGUCUACCAUUUCAAACACUGUUGAUGGUUUUGGGAAGGCGGAGUCGGAGAUUAGCAGCGAGUGGGAGGCCAGGAGCUGCGCUCGAAGGAUUUUCAAGAACGUUGCCAAACCGGGUGCCAAGUACAUUGAAGAGGAAGAUCUGAUGAGAUUUCUGAUGAGGGUUGAGAUUCAUACCAUUUUUCCUCUCUUUGAAGGAGCCCUUGAGACCGGAAGGAUUUCCAAGUCUUCAUUCAGGAAUUGGGUGGUUCGAGCAUAUUUUGAAAGAAAAGCUCUGGCACAUUCAUUGAAUGAUACCAAGACAGCAGUGCAGCAGCUUCACAAGCUAGCAAGUUCAAUCGUGAUUGUGAUAAUAUUUGUGGUGUUUCUGUUGGUGAUGGAGUUGGCCAACAGCAAAGUUGUCUUGUUUGUAAUAACCCAACUGGUUCUACUGGGUUUCGCAUUUCAGAACACUUGCAAGACCAUUUUCGAGUCCAUCAUCUUCGUCUUCAUCAUGCACCCUUUCGACAUCGGAGACCGCUGCGUAGUCGAAGGUGUUCAGAUGGUUGUGGAAGAGAUGAACAUUCUGACAACUGUUUUCCUUCGAUACGACAAUGAGAAAAUUUACUACCCCAACUCAGUUUUGCUUACAAAGCCGAUCAGUAACUUUUACAGAAGCCCGGAGAUGGUUGAUGGUAUUGAUUUUAGCAUUGAUGCCUCGACGUCAAUGGAGGUUAUUAUUUCACUGAAAAAGGCCAUACAAGCAUACUUAGAGAGCAAGCCAAAUUACUGGAAUCCAAAACACUCGGUGAUCGUGAAAGAAAUAGAGAAUGUGAACAAACUGAAAAUGUGCUUGGCUGUUCAACACACCAUCAACCAUCAGAACUAUGGGGAACGAAACAAUCGGGUGACAGAGCUUAUAUUGGAGCUCAAGAAGAUGUUUGAGACACUUGAUAUUAAGUAUCGUCUUCUUCCUCAGGAGGUCCAUCUCAACAAAAUCACCGACCAUUGAUCACAAAGCCAACGCCAGGAUGUUUUACUUUAUUUCUAUCUUAAGACUAAAAUAAUGGAACAUUUACUCAUGGGGAUAAAUUCCCCAUGGAUCAAGAACUAAUUUCUUGUAUUUCGUACUCGUAUUUUUGUGCCUUCAACCUUCCUGCUACGAAAAAUUUAACUGAGCGUUGGGUUGGGUUUUACGUGGAUAUGUUUA
Corylus avellana is the source of this 2325-nucleotide messenger RNA. Its product is annotated as mechanosensitive ion channel protein 10. The record is from RefSeq and is a predicted model, not a curated record. Gene Ontology annotation, biological process: transmembrane transport; detection of mechanical stimulus; monoatomic anion transport. Gene Ontology annotation, molecular function: mechanosensitive monoatomic ion channel activity. Gene Ontology annotation, cellular component: plasma membrane. NCBI's taxonomy places the organism in Eukaryota, Viridiplantae, Streptophyta, Magnoliopsida, Fagales, Betulaceae.